AUGUCCACGCCCCCGAAUGGCCCCAACGGACCGCCCCAACAGCCGCCCCCUCCUCAACCGCCAGCCAUCCCGUUAACCAUGCACGGCGGCCGGCCGCAGCCCGCCUCGGCCCGUUCUGCCUUUAUUCUCGGUCCCUUGGUGCCCCAUUCCUUGGUCCCGGCCGCCCCAGGCAGUAGCACCACGCGCUUUGGCUCGCCCUCGCCCGUCCCCUCGUCCCGUUUUGCGUCCGGGUUUGGCGCUGGCUUCGCUCCCCCACCUCCUCCUCCGCUAAAUUUGUUCGGUUCGCCCUCACCUUUGGGUGCUGCGUGCCGCUUCGGCUCCGGCUCUUCCCGCGCGGGAGGUUUUUUUGCUUCCGGCGGCCCCUCCGACUCUCGUGAUACCUGCGGCGGUCGCUUCGGCCGUGGUUUAGAUGCUCCCCCUUCGUCUUCAGCGGCCCUUAACUCGGCCCGCCAGCUUAUCCGGCUGGGCGGGUUUGAGUUCAACUUUUCGUUUUCGCUGGCCGCCCCAUCCUUCGUCUCUGGCCCGGCCCCGUCUGCGCUCGCUUUUGGCCCGGCUCCUAACUCGGGUGGUGCUUGGGGCCAUCAUCAUUCUGUGUCUGGGUUUGGCGCCCCAAUGGCUUCCUCGCAUCAUCAGCAGCAGUCCGAGCUUGGUUUCGUCAGUGGUGGUGUCGGUUCCGUCUCCGGACGCUCACAUCGAACGCGUCAGUUCACGUCUGCCCCCUCGGCUCCGGCCUCUCAGUCGGCUGCUGCUCCACCUGGGUUCCCUUCUGCGCCGCCGCCCAGUUCCGCUUCGUCUUCUUCUCCCGGCGGUGGUCCUGGUCUUGAUCCUUGUCUGGGAGAUCUUGCUCGUGGUUCUGGCGCUGGUUCUGGUGUUUUUGGUCCCGCGGCGGUGGAUGUUCCUCCGCCCGUGGAAGAGAUUGCUGGGUCGCUAUAUGGGCGCCCACAACUGCACCGUUGGGGUGGAGGAUGGAGGUUUCAGCCGACGUUUAGGAUGGAGGCGUGGUUGAGGGGGUUGGAAGAGCUGACAUUGGAGGAUAGGGAGCCUCAAGCCCAAGGACAGGAAGGAGUGCAGAGACAGCAACAAUAUGUCAAUAUGGAGGAGGGUGUGGAUGUUUCUGCCCCGGCCCUGGCCGGGGAGAUGGAGCAGCGAGGGGAGAAGAGAGGUUUGCCGACCGAAGAUGAACCCGUCCCCACCGGCGCCGCCUCCGCCUCCGCCGACGUCGCCGAUGCCGCCAUGCUCCCUCCGUCCUCCGAGCCUGCUGCCGGCGCCCCCGCCGCCAAGCGCUCCCGCACUACUGCCGCCGCUUCGUCUUUCGCCGACUCCAUCCGGCGUGCCGUCUCCCGUGUGGGCCAGAACACGAUUGGUACCAUUGGAGUUAGUUCAAGGAAGCAUCAUCGCCGGGCGAAUACUGCCCUUGCAGGUGGUCAAGCACAAUCAGCUGCACUGACUGCAAACACACUUGCAAAAUUUGAUGGUUCGGAAGGAAAGACUGGGAGGAGAAGGGCUGCGAGUGCCGGCGCGGCGAGUAUCUUCUUAGGGGCUGCUGCUGCGACGGUGGUUACGGCGGGGAGUGUGAAGGAGAGGGUUAGGAGGGUUUUUGGUAGUGGUAGUGGUGGUGGUGGUGGUGGUGGUGGUGGUUGUAGUUCUGCGAUACUUGAGACUCAGCCGCACUUGCGGCGGCAGGAUACACCGUUCAGAGACAGGACGCCUGAACCGGGGGCUGCACUCGCGUUGGCGGGACGGUAUAAGAGGAAGAUCAAGAUUUGUUUAUUGGGGGAUGUGGGUUCGGGGAAGACAGCUUUUUUGAACCGCGUCAUUACUGGAGUGUAUAAUGAGACAACUCCCACUCAAGUUCCCGACCUGCGCUUCUGCGAGAUCGACGGCGACAAUGGCGACGUGAUUGGCGUUGAGAUCUGGGAUUUCCCCGGCCUAGUGACCAGCGGGAGCCCGGGAUCGCAGUUGUCGACUUUCUUUGAUGUUGCCAUCAUCUGCUUCAGCUUGGAGGACGCGGAGAAUGUUAAUAACAUUACUGAAAUUUGGAAGCCGAAGCUCGACCAUUCCCUCCACGACGGCUCGAUCUACCUCAUCGGCAUGAAGAAAGACCUGAGGCCCGAGUAUCCUCGCUUAGAGCUCGAGUUUUUGCCGGAUAAGAAGCCUGUCACGAAGGAGAUGGGCCACGAAGUAGCAAAAAAGAUCGGCGCCGAAGCUUACUUUGAGUGCUCGGCUAAAGAGGGUAACGAUACAGCCUGGAUCGUCGAAGCCAUUGUCCACCAAGUGUGUGACAUGCACGAUGAGCGCGAGCGCAAGCGCAGGGCGGAGCAGAGCCUCGGCAAUAGGGCCAAGGAGACGCUGUCUAAGGCGUUUAAGUUCGGCUUUGGGAAAAAGUGA
Messenger RNA from Thermochaetoides thermophila DSM 1495, 2388 nucleotides. RefSeq lists its product as uncharacterized. The transcript has 6 exons. The record is from RefSeq and is a predicted model, not a curated record. Gene Ontology annotation, biological process: small GTPase-mediated signal transduction. NCBI's taxonomy places the organism in Eukaryota, Fungi, Ascomycota, Sordariomycetes, Sordariales, Chaetomiaceae. Gene Ontology annotation, molecular function: GTP binding; GTPase activity. The coding region runs from base 1 to 2388 and encodes 795 amino acids.